This is a messenger RNA of Lacerta agilis (Sand lizard), 1955 nucleotides long. RefSeq names its product nexilin-like. Gene Ontology annotation, biological process: mitochondrial fusion. Lineage: Eukaryota; Metazoa; Chordata; Lepidosauria; Squamata; Lacertidae. The record is from RefSeq and is a predicted model, not a curated record.
GCCAAAGUAACAUUAUUGUGUGAAAUUCUUAUUUAAUAGAUUGAUGAGCAGUUAAACAAUUCGGGAAGCGAAUCGGCAUCGGAGGAAGGUGAUGAUUCAUUGCUAGUGACAGUAGUUCCUGUAAAACCUAGCAAAACACCUGGGAAGAUGAAAAUAAGUUUUGAGGACCUAGAGAGAGAGAGAAGAACAAGAAAGGCGAAAGCUUGAAGAAGAAAAGCGAUUGAGAUAUGAGCAGGAAAAGCAAGCUCUCAGGGAAGUCAAAUAUUUCUCACCAGAUGUGGAUGAAGAUGAAAUGCUUGACAGCGAAAGAAAAGAAUCACCCAGCCCUGGUAAAGUGAAACUAACAUUUGAAGAAUUGGAAAGACAGAGACAAGAAAAUCAGAAAAGGCAAGCAGAGGAAGAGGCGAGGCAACGUCUGGAAGAGGAAAAACGUGCCUUUGAGGAGGCAAGGCAGCAAAUGCUAAAUGAAGAUUAUGAUGAUCAGGAAAAUGAAAAUUCCGUCAAGGAGUUCCGUCCUGGGAAACUGAUACUUACCUUUGAAGAAAUAGAAAGGCAGAGGCAAGAAGAAAAAAAAAGAGCAGAAGAGGAAGCCAGAAGGCGCAUAGAAGAAGAGAAAAAGGCAUUCGCUGAAGCAAGAAAAAGCAUGAGUCCAGAUGAUGAGCUUUCGCCAAUGUCUAAAACUGUAUCGCAAGAAUCUCUCACACCUGGAAAACUGGAAAUUAACUUUGAGGAGCUACUGAGACAAAAAAUGGAAGAAGAAAAGAGGCGUACAGAAGAGGAGCGCCGACAAAAACUGGAAAUGGAAAAGCAGGAAUUUGAGCAGCUCAGACAAGAAAUGGGAGAGGAAGAGGAGGAGUGUGAAACGUUUGAGCUAAGCAGGGAAUAUGAGGAGCUAAUAAGAUUAAAAAGAAGUGGCUCUAUUCAAGCAAAGAGCUUGAAGAAAAAGUUUGAGAAAAUUGGGCAGCUGUCCGAAGAAGAAAUACAGAAAAAAAUUGAAGAAGAAAGAGCAAGGAGAAGAGCUAUGGAUCAGGAAAUAAAAGAAAGGGAAGCAGAGAAAUUUCAAGAGGAAGAUGAAGUAGAUGUAAAGCCAGCCACAAAAUCUGAAGCUCCAUUUACACACAAGAUAGACAUGAAGGCUCGAUUUGAACAAAUGGCAAAGGCAAGAGAAGAGGAGGAGCAGAGAAGAAUUGAAGAACAAAAAAUGCUACGUAUGCAAUUUGAACAGAAGGAAAUUGAUGCUGCAUUGCAAAAGAAAAAGGAAGAGGAGGAAGAGGAGGAUGGCAGCAUUGUUAACGGCUCAGUAUAUGAGGAUGAAGAACAGCAAGCACGAUCUGGUGCUCCAUGGUUCAAGAAGCCCCUUAAAAAUGUGUCUGUUGUGGAUAGCGAACCAGUAAGGUUUACUGUUAAAAUAACUGGAGAACCCAAGCCAGAGGUUACAUGGUGGUUUGAAGGAGAAAUGUUGCAGGACUGCGAGGACUAUCAAUAUGAGAGAGGAGAAACCUACUGCCUUUACUUACCAGAAACUUUCCCGGAAGAUGAAGGAGAAUAUAUGUGUAAAGCAGUGAACAGCAGAGGAACAGCAGCUAGCACCUGUAUUCUCACUAUUGAGACUGAUGACUAUUAAUAUCCUACUUUUUCUGGAGCCUUCCUUCCCUAAAUUUACUGCAUCCAUCUUUCUUUCUCUCUCCUGUGGUGGGGCCAACAAGAAGUUGUUUAUCAUUCCUCAAAUAAGAUACCCAAUUGCCAGAUUUAUCUCUUGGUUUCAGACUGAAGUUUGGCAAUAGAAGUUUGGUUCAUCUGACAUACAAUGGCUCAAUUUCCACUUGUAAACAGCAUUGUGGCUGCUUGUUAAUGCCACUGAAUUGCUUCUGUGACAAGGAGAUUCUUAUCAGGAAAGCCAAGCUGUUCAUAUGAAACAGCUUGUCAUGGGAUCCCAUCAAUUCUUCACCAUGUUA